Zingiber officinale is the source of this 624-nucleotide messenger RNA. Its product is annotated as photosystem I reaction center subunit psaK, chloroplastic-like. Lineage: Eukaryota; Viridiplantae; Streptophyta; Magnoliopsida; Zingiberales; Zingiberaceae. Gene Ontology annotation, biological process: photosynthesis. Bases 74 to 478 code for a protein of 134 amino acids. The record is from RefSeq and is a predicted model, not a curated record. The transcript has 3 exons. Gene Ontology annotation, cellular component: photosystem I; membrane.
CCCAUCCAUUGAAGACAUUAGGAAGAGGGCAUCACUUGAAUUCGAUCCUGUUUCUGCUGCAGCAGCACAAGCCAUGGCCACCAAGCUCGCCUCUCCGGCCGCCGCCAUGACCGCUCUCCCGCAUUUCAGCGGCCUUAAGGCCCUGCCGUCUUCAAGAGUGACGAUGCUUCCGAAGAUCCGGCGAGGAGGGAACGGCGGAGGCGCCCUUGGGGCUCGCUGCGAUGGCUUCAUCGGCUCGCCGACGAACUUGAUAAUGGUGACAUGCACGACCUUGAUGUUGUUCGCCGGGAGGUUUGGGCUGGCGCCGUCGGCGAACAGGAAGGCCACCGCAGGGCUACGGUUGGAGGUGCGUGACUCCGGUCUGCAGUCCGGCGACCCUGCCGGGUUCACCUUGGCUGAUACUUUGGCCUGCGGCGUCGUCGGGCACAUCUUCGGCGUUGGAAUUGUCUUGGGCCUCAAGAGCUUGGGCGUCAUAUAAGAAGAAACAACUGUUUCUUUAUCGCUGCCUGUGUUGUGAUGUCCCUGUUGUGUAGUAGCUGAUUUCUUAUAUAUUCUCCUGCAUUGUAAAAUUCAAUCUCAAGAAUAGAAGCUGAACUGAAGCAGAAUGAAAUUGCUUUUUUACAA